This is a messenger RNA of Lentinula edodes (shiitake mushroom), 2538 nucleotides long. RefSeq lists its product as uncharacterized. The transcript is spliced from 6 exons. The record is from RefSeq and is a predicted model, not a curated record. The coding region runs from base 70 to 2319 and encodes 749 amino acids. NCBI's taxonomy places the organism in Eukaryota, Fungi, Basidiomycota, Agaricomycetes, Agaricales, Omphalotaceae.
CGCUCAACCCGGUCCAGCCAUCACUGGCGCCAGACUCAUGUUCAGUGUCCAACGUCAACUCGCGCAAGCAUGAAUAGUCUGCAGGCUAUCACUGGGACACACUCUACCACUCAUUCCAUAGCAAGCACUCCUCUCAACCGCCCGCCACUUAGUGCUCAAGAAAGUCGAGAAAAACGACUUGCACAUCAACAGUCCCGCUUCAGGGAUCGCGGCGGUGUAUUCGUCCCUCAACAAAGGACAGCUCUUCUUGACAUUCUCCUUGGCAAAACUACUUUAAAGCAGGUCACUGCUCGACGACGGUCAAGAUCGCGCAGUACAUCGCACUCCCCUGUUCGAAGAAAGAGUAUCAAAGGCGCUCUGGGUGACAAUGGCGAACCUGCAUAUUUACCGAGGGUGAAAAAAGGUCGCAAGUCGGUGAUAGAGGUGGCUCAUAACGAUGAGGGGCCAGUUGCUGGUCCCUCAAGACCUAAGAAAGCAAUAUCUCAUAAAUUAAGGGAGAAAGCUGAUACAGUUAAAAGCAAAAGGUCACUCCCAGAGAAAUCUAUACCCAAACUAAGUGCUGGCCCGGACGAGCUGAUCGUCGAUUCGCCAAAUGUUCUAUUGAAUGCUCGUGACUCUAGAAAGACUAUUGCUUCUCUUGACGAGAAGACCCAUGAGAUCCCGAAACCUCGCCGAACAUCAUCCAGGAAGACAAAUGCACCUGCCAAUACGAGGAAAGGGAAGGAGAUAGCGACGCAGGACGCAGAAGAAGAGACGGAACCUGACGGCACAGGAAAGAAGAAUACUAGGAAAGGCAAAUCCAAGGCAGCUGUCACGAAACCGAAGGACAAGAAGGCACCGCAAACUAGAUCGAAAGCACCUCAGGCUACCGCUCGUAAAUCAGCUCCCAACCUCACCCUACCAAGCGAAAAUGAACAGGACUCUAAUGAGGGCGAUAAAACAUCUGAUUAUCCCUCGUCUCCCCUUGCUCACAGAGCGAAGAGGCGUGCUGCUACCAAGAUCAAGAACUACACCGAAGAUGAUACGGAACACGAAGUCGAAGAUGCUCGCCAUCAGAAGAAAGCCUCACAAGCGGAAACGAAGUCUGCGGUCUCCAAACAUUCCACAAAAAUCGCUCAGCAGCGGCAAAAGCAUGCUGAUCUUCAGGAGGUGGUCGUGGAAGACACAAUCAAGCAGAACACCAGGCCUGCGCUCACACCUGUGCCUGAGGAAUCUGAACCAGAAUCUGAAGCUGAACGUGAAGGCAUUGUAGCCCGUCGUGCUCAAGAUCUUGCCCGUGCCAUCUCCAAAACAGUAGAGGAUUUCGCUCCUGUUUCUAGAGACCAAGUUCACACUGACAAGGUCCUCGAGAAGGGGUUGGUCGUGGCGAAAGGGAGGCAGAGAAAAAAGAAUGCGGUUGUCCUAGAAGAGAAAGGGAAGGAUUUUGUGGUCAAGAGUACUCUGGUCAAUGAUGAGAUGGAAGCUGCGAGCAAGCAGGACCAAAAGAAUCUCGACAGCACCAAGGUGAAAGGGAAAAGAGGUGCGACAGACGAGAAGAAUAAUAUCACUGGGUCGUCGAAAUCCACGGAAAGCCCCAAAGCUGCUAGAGGUGGGAAGGGUCGAGGUCGGACAAAGACCAAAGCUCCCGACAGUCUGAAGGAGAAUGUGAUUGUCUCUUCUCUUAUCGAAGAAUCUGAGGCCACAGUUUUGCCAUCCCCGCCGCGUCCACUCAAACGUACAAGACCAAUUGUCGAACCGGAAGAUGUUGAGAGUAUUGUGUCGUCGCGAACGAGAAAGAAGGUAAGGACCAUAGAAAAGCCGACUGCCGUCACAAAUCCACCUUCGACGUCGAGAUCGCGGAAGGGCAAGCCAACUGUUCCUCAAGAAGACGAAGCAGUACCGUAUGGGAUAGAGAGAAACGAUAAGAGUAGUGCUGAUGCUUCACAAAACAAACGCAAGCGAGCUGUUCUUACGGAGGCUAAAGAUCAUGAAGAAGCUAGUGAACAUGAACCCGACAAGAAGAAGAGCAAGUCGAGGAAGACUGCUCAGGAAAAAGACCCACCUCCUGAACUAAAUUCUUCGACAAAACCACGACUAAAAACUGCUUCUAGGAAGCAGAAAGAGAACCCAGCCACCGCUGCACCAUCGAAAUCUGCAGACACUUCCAAACCUUCUGUCCCUCCUGCGAAGAAAACCGCAAAGCCUCAGUCUAGGAAGCCCACGUCGACUUCGAAGAGAGGACCCCCACAGAGUGUUCUCGAUCUUAUCAAGAAGUCAGCUGCUGUGAAUAGUAUUCACGUCGUUGACGAUGAGCCGGAUGAGCUUAACCUUCUCUCAUGAUCCCAGCACGAACCUUUCACUUCAUUAAAUCAUACUCCCCUGUGCCACACAAGCUACGAACUAUCCUUAUUUCUUGACAUUCCAAUCUGUAGGAGUCCACAGCUCAUUGUAUACACAUUUUGUUGAUUGACGUGCCAUAUCUUAUGAAUCAUGGCACAAAGAAUACAUCACAUUGUAUCAAGAUGCAGGCCCUGAGAAGAACGAAAAACGAAGUACUCU